Botrytis cinerea B05.10 is the source of this 1286-nucleotide messenger RNA. RefSeq lists its product as hypothetical. NCBI's taxonomy places the organism in Eukaryota, Fungi, Ascomycota, Leotiomycetes, Helotiales, Sclerotiniaceae. The transcript has a single exon. Gene Ontology annotation, molecular function: protein binding. The record is from RefSeq and is a predicted model, not a curated record. The coding region runs from base 256 to 1197 and encodes 313 amino acids.
GAAUACCGAAUCAUCUCGUUCUGGAAUUCAAUAGUAUUGACAGAAAUCGUGCUCACCUUUUACCGCUGAGUAUAAUUUCGUUUUGACCGAAAGUCGGUCAGUGGGUCGUUCUAGGAUAUUUCUGGAUUUGGGAAAAACAGGUAUCUUUUCAUAGUCUGGUCUGGUUUGGUUACAUGGCAUUAGCAUUCAGUGUCUACCGCAACAGCUUGGGCGUUGAAAGUCACGAAGCUACUACGUGCAUACCCACCGCUGUUGAUGAUCGAACAGGUAGGCGAGGAAAUGGAAUAUGUGGAGUCGAAGAGGAAGAGACCGGGGACGAGGUGGGAGUGUAGGAUGAAGGCUAACUGGGUGGCUGAUGGAGAGAAUGGCAUGACACUGUUGGAGGGAAGGGCGCCCUUUGACGUUGCUAAUAUCAUGCCGCCAUUGGAGGAAAGUCGAGACCCAGAAGGAAAACAUGCCUCUGUAGAAUCUCCAAGGAAUAUACGUAAGAAGGGGAGUCAAUACUUAAACGAUUCUCAACAGGGGGAUAAAGGGCCGAGUUUGGUUAGAAUAAAGGUUGGCAAUGUCCCGCACAACCGCCAUACCUUUCAAGUCUCCCAGGCCAUUCUUCGUGCCAAAGUCAAAUACUUCGAUAAAAUUCUUACGCAGAGACCCGCGCUCAAGAAUUUUAAUCUUCGCGGGAAAGAACCAACUUCCUUUGCUUUGUUUCUCGACUGGAUUUACUGCGGGAAGUACGCACCUUUGAAUAUCGAAGACGGACUCAUCCCCUUUCGGAGUCGCAUCAUUCUGUAUGAUCUAGGAGACGAAUACAAACUCCCAGAGCUGAUGGAUUAUACCAUGACGGUUCUUAUCACAAACUAUGCAAUGCAUGAUGAAUUGACGCUGGAUGAAGAAUACGCACAUGUGAUAUAUCUGGAUACGAGCGACGGUUCGAAACUUCGUUCGUUCGUAUCCCACUCAUUGGCGAUGCGCCUUUUGGCUAUGGGUGAUUUUUCAGAGAAACAGGUCUGGAUGAUGGAAUCUGGUCAUCCGGAUUUGUGGAGGGAUGUAUCGAGUUGGAUGGAGACUAUUAAAGGAGGGAGCUUCGGGACUCCGCUCGUUUCUUCUUCGUUCCCUGGACCUUGGGCAUAUUCAAAGUGUAUUUUUCAUGUCCAUGAUGUGGGAGCGGCAUGUUCAUUCAUGGGUGAUAUAUUUUAAUGGGGCUUGAGAAGGAUUAUGUGGUUGUUAGAGUUGCUACUGGGAGAAAUGCAUGAAGAGCUGCGUGUAUUCAAUAUCAUGCGUCUGUA